ACGGCUUCCGACGACAAUGAUGAGAUAGUCACAGAUUUAUAUCCCUUCUACCGACUCUAUAAAAGCGGCCGUGUUGAGCGUUUCUACGACGUUCCAGGUUAUUACUAUGUUGAGCCAUCGCCAUACCACCCCUCUAACAGCGUUUUCUCCAAAGAUGUCAGCAUUUCACCCCACGUAUCCGCUAGACUCUAUCUUCCUGCAGAGAAUACCACCAAUGCCCAAAAACUCCCCGUGUUAAUAUAUUACCACGGUGGAGGGCUUGUCAAAGACUCGGCCACCUUCAAUCCGAUUCAUGAUUACGUCAACUCUUUAGCCUCCGAGCUAAAUGUUGUCGUUGUUUCUGUAGAGUACCGCUUAGCCCCUGAAGUUGAUGUGCCAACAAUUUACAAAGAUUGUUGGACUGCACUGCAAUGGGUCUCUUCGCAUGUUGACCAUGAAAAAUCAACCAUAGUUAACAAAGACUCAUGGUUAGCAAACUAUGGUGAUUUUUGUAGAGUGUUCUUAGCCGGGGACAGUGCUGGUGGACAUUUAGUGUACCACAUGACCAUGAGGGCUGGCAAAGAUGUCUUGAAUAAUAUGAAAAUCACUGGAUCAAUUCUUGCGUAUCCUUAUUUCUUGUUCCCAAAUCUAGACAUUGAUGAAGAGGGUUUUGCUUAUAGGAUUUGGGUCAGCAUUUGUCCACCACUGGAGUCUGGGCUAUCAUCCCCAAUUGAUAGUCCGUUCAUUAACCCACUUUCUGAAAAGGCUCCGUCUUUAUCUGGGCUAGCAUGCUCAAGAAUUUUGGUGUGUGGGGGUAAGAAAGAUGAAAUUAUUCCAUUAAGAAUCGUGGAUCGAUUUGUUGAAGGCGUAAAGGAGAAUGGAUGGGAUGGAGAAUUGGAGUAUCUUGAAGUUGAUGAUGGACAUGCAUUUCAGAUUUUUAAACCUGAAUCUGAGGAAGCUAAACGUAUGAUGAAGCGUUAUGCUGACUUCAUCUAUCACAAGUGA
Molecule: messenger RNA, 984 nt
Organism: Lycium barbarum (goji berry)
Lineage: Eukaryota; Viridiplantae; Streptophyta; Magnoliopsida; Solanales; Solanaceae
Product: catharanthine synthase-like
Exons: 1
Molecular function (GO): hydrolase activity
Source: RefSeq, a predicted model, not a curated record